This is a messenger RNA of Ectocarpus sp. CCAP 1310/34, 484 nucleotides long. NCBI's taxonomy places the organism in Eukaryota, Phaeophyceae, Ectocarpales, Ectocarpaceae. The record is from the annotation of a GenBank genome assembly.
GACGAAGCUGUGAACAAGACUACAUACCCGAAGCUGAUGGGGAUGGACGGCGCCAAGAAGGAAGCGCGCAGGUACAGAGGGAAGCUGCACCCAAUACUCGCAAACCGGCACCUCGAUACACGCAUCAAAUUGACGGUUUUGAAGAGCAUAAUCGUACCGCCCCUAGAGUACGCGGGAGAAGUAUGGGAAGGAAACAAGAAGGUAGUGAAAGAACUCGAGGCGGCGCAGAUGAAAGCAGCGAAAACCAUCCUAGGAUGCUCCAAGCGCACAAGUAAUGCAGCCGUCAGGGCAGAAUUGUGGAUCCAAUCCCUACGGUCGGGAAGAGACGCGAGGAAGCUGACAUGGCAGUAUCGCAUGUGCGGGAUGGAAGAGGAGAGGUUGCCGAGAAUUGUAUGGGAGGCGAAGUGGGCAAACAAAAAGAGGGGUAGACAACCCACGGAAUGGGUCAAGGUUGUAGAGGACGUAUGGAAGGGGCUCGACAUCG